CCAAACAUCCCCCUCUCACUCACUCACUCACUCUCCCCAUUUCUCUCUUCAUAAAAAUUUCACAAAAAUGUCUUCUGCCAUUAAGAAAGUAAACAUGAUUACCAAAAUUGUUCGACUUAAACAAGUCGUUAAACGUUGGAAAAACAAAUCCCUUAAGCGCCGCGGCGUCUUGUCAUACUCUUCAUCCGAUUCAGACGAACCGGCCUUAUCCGGUUCGAACCGCCGGCGCACACCUUCAGGAUCUUUAGCGGUUUAUAUAGGUCUAGAACGAACCCGGUUCGUUAUUCCAACCCGGUUCUUGAACCUCCCCGUGUUUAUAUCUCUACUCGAUAAGGCGGAGGAGGAGUUUGGGUAUCAGAGAACCGGUGGGUUAGUUUUGCCUUGUGAAGUUGAGUACUUUUCGGAGAUAUUAAGGUUACUGGACCGGGAUGAGGACCGGUUCGGUUUUUUGAAUUUGGAUGAGCUUGUUAAGAUGAUUACUGAAGUGGGUUUUGAAUCUUUAGAUCAGUCUUGUAAAGAAGCUGCUUCAAAUGGAUUUGCUCCUCUUCUGCCGAAUGCUAGUGUUUAAACCGGGGUUUUUUAAAAGCCCGGUCCGGUCCGGUUCAGUUUCUUGAAGGAGGAGGCUCUAGGGUUAAUUAGGUCUUUUUAUUUUAAUUUUUUAGGUUUUUAUUUUUAAAACCAUCCUUGAACCCAGAAUUUAAUUUUCUGAAGGUUUGCUGGGUUCCAAUGAGAUGUGGGUGAAUUUUAAUUAUUUUUUUAAAAGGUUGUUAAUUAGGUGCUAUUUUCCCCAGACAAUUAAUGUAUUUGUUCUGGUGGUGGUGACAGAGUCAGAAAGUGGCUGAUGAUUAUUAUUCUAUUAUUAUCAUUAUUAAGAUGAGUAAUUAAUGUAAUAUUCAUAUUUUGACUUUAGAA
Messenger RNA from Solanum dulcamara, 912 nucleotides. RefSeq names its product protein SMALL AUXIN UP-REGULATED RNA 51-like. The record is from RefSeq and is a predicted model, not a curated record. Gene Ontology annotation, biological process: response to auxin. The transcript has a single exon. Bases 68 to 568 code for a protein of 166 amino acids. Gene Ontology annotation, molecular function: calcium ion binding. Lineage: Eukaryota; Viridiplantae; Streptophyta; Magnoliopsida; Solanales; Solanaceae.